UUGGGUUUUCAAUUAUAUUUAUCUACAGUCGACACUAGUUGUUUGUGGCUCUCUUUCUCUCUAUGUAUAUAUAUACACAUACACGCGGGUGUGUGUGUGUAGAUGCGCCAUAUCUACAACUCUAGAAAACCACACACACACACGCACACACAAGCAGCAAGAUCAGCUGAAUCAAAAGAGAAAAAGGAAAAUGGGGAUAAAGAAGGCGAACAAGGCGGCGUCGAAUCAGGCAGGAGGAGGGCUGAAGCAGAUUCUGAAGAGGUGCUCGAGUUUCGGCAAGAAGACCGAUGGCUGUCACGACGAUGUCCCGAAGGGUCACUUCGUCGUCUAUGUCGGAGUCUCCAGAAGCCGACACGUCGUCCCCAUCUCCUGGCUCACCCAUCCCAUGUUCCUGAUGUUACUUCAACAAGCUGAGGAAGAGUUCGGGUUCUGCCAAGAAACUGGCCUCACCAUCCCUUGUGACGAAGAUGUGUUUCACUCUCUGGUGGCUUCCAUCAGAUGAAAUUAUUCUCCUUUAGACCCCAUUUCUUCGCUUCUCUAGGGCUUUUUUUUUGGUUGGGUGACAAACGACGGAACCA
This is a messenger RNA of Tarenaya hassleriana, 578 nucleotides long. Its product is annotated as auxin-induced protein 15A. The record is from RefSeq and is a predicted model, not a curated record. The transcript is spliced from 2 exons. Gene Ontology annotation, biological process: response to auxin. Lineage: Eukaryota; Viridiplantae; Streptophyta; Magnoliopsida; Brassicales; Cleomaceae. Bases 191 to 502 code for a protein of 103 amino acids.